AUGGGUAAAGCCAUGGAGGAUGAUCAGGCGCUGUGUGUCGGCUGCGAGCAGCCCUUGGUUGAGGAAGAUGGGGCCAACGCAGAGAAGGAUAAGCAGAAGAAAGCCGUGAAGGUGCGCGGGCUGUGCCAGAAAUGCGCGCUCAAGCACCGGGCGCUCUGCGCAAAGAGCGGGGACCAGGAAGUUCUUCAGUGGUUCAACACCUUGAAGGAUUCCGACGGCCCUGAGUACCGGAAGGUUCUCGCUGCAGCUGAGCCCCAUCCGGGGCAGCGCUACUCGAAGUUCAACCUGACCUCGUACCGGGAGGAGAAAACUCAGAAGAAACAGAGAGGAGAGCGUGAGGAAGAGGAGGCGAUGUCCUGGACCAGGUACCUUGCGUUCCACACAGAGGACCUGGCCUUGCCAGACCGCAUGUCCGCAUCCGAGGCGCGGGCGGCGUGGUUGAGGGACCCCAAGGAGAGGAUACCAGUGUUCGUCCGGAAGCUGAACCGGUGGGAAGAGCGGGACCACGUCUGGGUGGCGACGAAGGGGCGCAAGCGCUGGAAGGCCAAGCUGGACGAAGACUCUCGGACCGCCUGUCGCGCCCACCAAUCCCAGACUGGCUCUGAGCAGGCUGCUGCCUCGGUGCUGGGUAGACUGGGGAACUUCGUCACCUUCGGAGAUGACAAUGACGACUUCUUCAAGUCUUGGCUGGCCGGCUUUGGGGCUGAUGACAGCCAGUUCGUUGCUGCGGGCCAUCAGGAAGCCAAGCUGGUCGACGUGAACUUCCUCCGCACGCAAGCGCUCUCCAAGCUGGUAAGCCAGGUGAAGUUUGUCACAGCCGCCCACUUGGACGCUGAGGAGCUUCACGACACCUUCAAGCAGCUGAGCGGCAAGGGGGUUGACGAGAGCCGGAUCCUCUCCGACCAGACGCUGGGCUUGGACGACAUGGCCGGGACGGUGAAGUGCAUGUAUGCCCUUGACCGGCGCUUGCGGGCGGUGCAGAUCCUGAAGAUGACAGAGCCCGAAUCGGUGGAGCAGAUGUCGGAGAAGUUUGCAGAGCUGUGCAACGAGGACGGCUACUUGCAAGAGAACGCCUCCAAGGCGGCCACUGUCGCCUUCUUGCAGAAGACCGACCACUUUGACGAUUGCAUGGUGAAGGACCAGGUGGAUGGGCGUCUCAAGGAGAUUCUUGAAAAGGCCACAGCGGCCAAGACGGUGGCACAAUCCUUGCGGAGGGCAAUCAAAGACAUUCAGAACAUGACGAAGGCGCUGCAGAAGGCGCGCGCAGCUUUCGAGGCUAAGCGAAAGGAGCUCGAGAACAGUUCGGCUAACGGCACGCUGACUCUUGCAGCGAACUGGAACGGGCGCACCAACUUCGCCAAGUGCAUUUCCGACUCGGACCCCUUGGUCCUCCGUUGCUUCAAAGGACUGGCUGGGCUUCGCCCUAUGAAGGUCAUCACGGCGAAGUCCCCGGCGCUGGAAGAGGGAGCACUUUCCUUCAACCAGGCAUUGAUCAUCAGGAAGGGCCGCCACAGCUUUCAGACCAUCACGAAGGACUUCAAAGAAGAGAUGGAGGCCUCUGUCAAUGAGUUCAAGGAGAGGGCUCGCAUCUCGAACGAUGACGCCAAUGCGGCGAUGCGGGACCGCUUCCACACCGUGAUGCCCCUGCCCUGGCAAGAGAAUGCCACGGAUCACAAUGAGCUUGGUAGCCAGGUGCUGGCCAAGGGCCAGCUUGAGACGCAGCAGAUGAUGCAGGGCCGCAGGGACUUCGAUGCCGUUUGGCUUGUCGGCCAGAAGGACAAGGCGGUGCACGCCGGGCUGGAGGCAUCCGGCGUGGGCAACAUUCGCCUGUGCGCAGCUCGCCUUAUUCCAGUGUAUGGAGGCCUUCUGGUGGUCACGGCUGAUCUGGCGGAGUGCGCGGCUUACUUCGGGACUCAGAGCAUUCCAGACAUCAAGGAGGCGCUUCUCGCUACAGAGCUGCACUCAGUUCCGGACGGCCUUUCGCUGCCCAGCCUCAGCGCUGGGUAUGUGAAGACCGGGGACUUCCUCGCCAUGCCCAUGGGCACCGUCGUCGUCUCGAAGAGCAUCAACGGCGACCACGUCGGGUUGAGGAUGCAGGCGACGGUGUUCCCGGAGAACGCUCUCAGAGCCUUCCGUGCGAUGGUUGCCGAGCAGGUGGUCUCCAAGCCGAUGAUGCUCUACGCUAUGGAGGCGGCGCCCGAGGUUGCGAAAGCUGCCUUGGAGGACGCCGAGCAAGCUGUGGGCGAGGACGGGACCUCGGACGUCGACCCCUUCGAAGCCGAGCUGAGCGAGAUGCUGGAUUCCCAGAAGACCCCGGGCGUGCUGGAGCCACCAGCCGAGACAGUGCCGGCGGAAGACGCAGGGUCCGCUGACCAGCCUGGACAAAAGCCCACGCAGCCACAGCGUGCGCCAGCUCUGCAGCAGCCAGUCGACAAGCCUGUGCCAGCUGACAGUGCAGGGUCCGGUGACCAGUCUGGGCAAACGCCCCUGCAGCCUCCAGCCGAGAUGCCCGCAGGGUCCGGUGAACAGUCUGGGCAAGCGCCCCUGCAGCCUCCAGCCGAGAUGCCCGCAGGGUCCGGUGAACAGUCUGGGCAAGCGCCCCUGCAGCCUCCAGCCGAGAUGCCCAUGCAGGUUGACGCAGGGUCCGGUGAACAGUCUGGGCAAACGCCCCUGCAGCCGCCAGCCGAGAUGCCCAUGCAGGUUGACGCAGGAACGCCCCUGCAGCCUCCAGCCGAGAUGCCCAUGCAGGUUGACGCAGGAACGCCCCUGCCAGCCGAGAUGCCCAUGCAGGUUGACGCAGGAACGCCCCUGCAGCCUCCAGCCGAGAUGCCCAUGCAGGUUGACGCCGUGUCCGGUGACCAGUCUGGGCAACCGCCCCUGCAGCCUGCGCCAGAACCCGCAGUUGAGACGCCCAUGCAGGUUGACGCAGGGUCUGGUGACCAGCAGACGUUUGGAGGGUCCAGUGACCAGCCUGAGCCACAGCCCUUGCAGGCUGCACCCACACGUGUCGAAGGGCCCGUGAGCUCUGGCAAUUCCUGGGAGCCAGCAGCUGUGCAGACACUGGCUGUUCAAGAGCAGCAAGACUUGCAGCAGCAUCUGGCGGUGGAGGUCGGGACCAACGUGCCUACUGUGGAGCCCCCCCUACCGAAGGCACCGGCACCGGUGCCGAUUGAGGCAGUCGCAGCUGAUGUCGCAGCGACGCACGCAGCACGGCCGGCCCCAGCCCCAAAGGCAAAGUCGGCCGUGCGAAAACGGGCGGCGCAGCAGAAGGUUGCGGAGGGUCAGCAAAGCCUGUCGGCCCUUUUCCAGCAGGACUGUGAAGUUGAAAACAUGUGA
This is a messenger RNA of Effrenium voratum, 3336 nucleotides long. NCBI's taxonomy places the organism in Eukaryota, Dinophyceae, Suessiales, Symbiodiniaceae. The record is from the annotation of a GenBank genome assembly.